AUGGUGCAGCAGAAGAAAAGUUCGGGCGAGUCGACGAACGGAAUUAGCAAGAGAGAAUAUCCUUCCAUGUCCUUUCAGAAGAAGGAUAUGUCGGAUACUAGAGUUAUGGGGGGGAACUCGGCUAAAGGCGAUGUUAAACAUAAUGGCUCGACGAUCAACUCGCAGGGCAACUUCCGAACCGACAGUGCUAUUUCCUCCUCUCGCCCGGGCCGUGAGCGACCCUUGCAGCCAUGGGUUGGGCCAAGCAACUCGGACGGGCUCGACUUGAGCUUGGAGAAAUCCAGUGGCGAUGCUCCCUGGGAUCAGUUUGCUGUUAACGAGCGCCAAUUUGGUAUCAAAACUACAUAUGACGAAAAUAUUUACACCACCGCCAUUGAUAAAAGCCACCCACAGUACAAGGAGAGGGUAGCUGCUGCGGAAAAGAAGGCCAGGGAGAUCGAGCGAAGCGCUGCCGCCACAGCUCAUGUGGCCGAAGAGAGAGUUAUGGAUCAUGCUGGAGGUGACGAUGUAGGUGGUAACGAAGAAGAGAAGUAUAGCGGUGUUAAGCGACAGGAUUUUCCUCCUUUGCCUAAUAGCCGAGAGAACAAGUAUACCCCCCCGGCAAGACGAGCACCAACCGCCGCGUCGACUGUGAAGGGCGCACCAGUCGACCCAGCCAUCAUAUCUUCGCAGCUGAAGGCACAAAAGAACCAGCCUGCUCUCCCGAAACAGGAUGAUAACAAGCUCCGCCCUAGCCCUAAGGCCGAAGUGCCUUCGGUGUCUCCUGCUGCUAAAGCCACAGAGCCUAAACCGGAUAGUAAGGUUGAGGCGCAACAAAAACCUACAGAAAGCAAACCAACAAGCCAGAACGCCACUCAACUACGACCGUCCGCUGCUACUAGCCGAACUAUCUCCCCUCAGUCGAAAGAUGGCCAGGGCGUCGCGCCUAGUGCGACUUCGACUGUCGAGCGGGACGUUCUCAAGGAGUUCAAAACAUUUGCUAACCUGCAGCGUAUAAAUGCUGAGAAGGUCCGAAGCAACAAGGCAAAAGCCGACAAGGAGGUGAAAUUAACCGAGCUAAAGAAAUUUGCCGACAAUUUCAAGCUACCGACUCCUGUCCCUAUGGAUUUAAUAUCGAUCAUUGCUAAGGAUCCGGCGAAGCAACGGGAGAUCCAAGAAAAGGCUAAGCGAGACGCGGCUGAAGUCGCUAAAAGAAAGGCUGAAGAAGCCGCCGCAAAAGAGAAGAAGGGAGCCACUCCAAAGGAGACCCAGGCCCCUGCAACUUCUCAAGCGCCUCCUGAUAGUAGAGCCGGCCGUCCAUCCGCAAACCCCCCAAGUGCAGCCCCAGCAGCAGCUCCGCGUCACGGAGGUAACCGCCAGAGCUUUAUUCCCCCAACAUACCCUUACCAAGGGAAUCGCUCGGGACCUCAGCACAUCCAACAAACUGGCCGCCAGGGCGGCUUGGCUGGACGCAUUCGAGAAGUGCAAAAAGCACAAGGCCAGGACGGCCGGCUGCCUCCGACUGGCCCCGCCAGUACGACCGAUCCUUCCUUCGGCCGUCGUAUCGGUGCUCAUAUAGGCCCGAAGUUGAAUCCGCACAGUCACGAGUUUCGACCUAAUGCGUUUGCGCCGGCUUUCAACCCGAACGGCGGACACCCCAGCGCAGGCUCAAGCCCCCGUUCGGCCAUUAAUCAUGCAACCGAUGCGCAGAUCAGCACCGCCAGUACUCAUACUACGCUGGUCGUUGUAACUAAGAAGAGAAAGGCGGUCGACCCCAAGAAGUGUGCUAUAUUGUCUUUUGUGAAGACAAUCCAGCCCCCGGAGAACAAGAACUGGAAUGAAAACGAUGGGCUUCGCCCCUCUUACGAUACUCAGCCAACCUGGCGCUCCGCGACUGACGAUGAGAAGCCGGAUUCGACAAUGCGCUUGACGUUUGAUGAAUAUUUUGAACGACAGCCGUUCAACACGCAGCCUACUCCGAACCCCCCGCAUCUCCUGCCGCAGAUGGCCCAUCACCAUCAACUGCCCCUACACAUGCAGAACCCCGCGCACUCCGCUGCACCACGACACUCGCCUCACGUCCCUCCGGUUCAAAUGCAUGGUAAUCAGCACGGUCCUGUCCCUCAUGCACCGUUCAAUGGAGCAGACGAUCAUAGAAUGAUGCACUCAAACUCGUCGCAGUCCUACUCAUCCCCAAGAAUGAGCCAGGUACCGCUCGUAUACCCACCCAACAUGAACUCGGCAGCCCAGAUACCCUAUAACCAACACAUGAUGCCCUCGUUUAUCGGUCCCGGAGCGCCACCGAUGAAUCAGUUCAACCGCAGCUUCUCCAAUUCGCCACAAUACGUCCCUCAGCAGCCAGGAGCGAUGGGUGCUCCGAUGAUGAUGCAGCCCCAGUUCGUGCCACAGCCAAUGGUCGCCGGUCCGCCACAGAUGCAACCUUACCCUGGUACCGGCCAUCUGCAGUUUAUGCCUCCCGGCGCAACACCGCCCCAACCAAUGCCUGGUGUCAAUGGCUAUCCCAGUCCAGGGCGGCCUGCAGCCCCUCUGAUGGUCCACCAGGGAUCACAGCAGGGACAGCCAAUCUAUAAUAUGAGUCCCAGUGUGCAGUAUCAACAGCCAGCAACAUUUGUGCCGCAGCAGCAAGGACAGAUGAAUUCUAUGCGAGGAUAUAGUAAUCCUGGCCCGCAACAAUUCGGUACAAGCCCGCAGCAAAUGCAUCAAUAUGGGCCCCCGCAUCGCAAUGGAAGUAACAACUUCAAGAACUAUCAAGGUCACAACCAACAUCAAGGUCCUCAAGGUGGCCACACGAUUCCGUCUGGGCCUCAGGGGCGAUCUUCCGAAGGCCCUGACGAAGCCAAGUGA
Molecule: messenger RNA, 2844 nt
Organism: Daldinia vernicosa
Lineage: Eukaryota; Fungi; Ascomycota; Sordariomycetes; Xylariales; Hypoxylaceae
Exons: 4
Coding region: 1-2844 (947 amino acids)
Biological process (GO): cytoplasmic stress granule assembly
Cellular component (GO): cytoplasmic stress granule
Molecular function (GO): RNA binding
Source: RefSeq, a predicted model, not a curated record